Molecule: messenger RNA, 7039 nt
Organism: Chrysemys picta bellii (western painted turtle)
Lineage: Eukaryota; Metazoa; Chordata; Testudines; Emydidae
Source: RefSeq, a predicted model, not a curated record
CUUCAUUUGUGGACCCACCCCAUAGCCCGUACCCCCAGCCAGAGCCCUCACCCCGCACCCCUACCCCAAAUUUGUGAGUAUUCAUGGUCCACCAUACAAUUUCUAUUCCCAGAUGUGGCCCUCACGCCAAAAUGUUUGCCCCCUCCCCGCAAUAGACACUUCUAGGGAAGUCCAAUUAAGCCUAUGGCUUGUCUACAGGGUGUGAGUGCACACCGCAGGCAUGUAAAUUGUUACUACGUUAAUACUCACUAGGGAAUUUUUAGUGCAUGCCAGUAAGAUUGUGUGUGACAUGUUGGAACACACUCUAGCGUACACCCCUCUGGUUGCACACUAAUUCAUCAUCUAGCCAAGCCCUAAAACUCACCAGGGGAUGCCAAGAAGCCACGAUGAUCUUUUCUUCCUACCCAUAGGCAAGCGACUCUCAAAUGAAAAAUGUAUCCAGCUCACGCUCUUGGAGAUGCAGAUGCAAUGAGAUGAGCAGGAGAUUCUGUGAUACAGGAGAUUAGUCAAGGGUUAAGUUCUGUCUAGGUAGCACUAUUUGAGAGCUGGGCCCAUUAUCACUGUGGUUAUCAAUAUUAAUUUGGCUGCAUUAACGUGCCAUGUUUGGGUAAGAAGGAGGUGGAAUGGGGGAAAUCUAAGGUGUUUUCCCAAUUUUGCAAGCGACAGACUGUGUGAGUGCAGCACUUGGGAAAGGGAUUACUUAGCCCUGGUCCACACUACAAACUUACGUUGCUAUAACUGUGUUGUUCAGACUAUAACUAUGUCGUUGCUAUAACUACGUCGGAUCCACACCCCUGAGUGAGGCAGUUGUACCGACCUAACUCCCAGUGUAGACAGCACAAUCUCAGCGGGAGGGCUUCUCCCGUCGACAUAGCUACCGCCUCUCGGUCAGGUGGAGUACCUACGCUGACUGCAGCAGCUCUCCCAUUGAUGUAGGUAGUGUCGUCAGUAAGUGCUACAGCGGCAGGCUGCAGUGCAGUAAGUGUAGACAAGCCCUCAGGGGGUGAUAUCUUUUAUUGGACCAACUUCUGUUGGUGAGAGAGAGAAGUUUUCAAGCUUACACAGAGCUCUCCUUCAGGUCUGGGAAACUUAACCAGCAUGUCACAGCUAAAUACAGAAUGAAACAGAUUGUUUAGCAUAAGUAGUUAACACAUAUUUUAAGGGAUCAUUCAAGGUGAAAUGGCCUGUUAAGACCUCUCCAGUCAAAGGCGGGGAAAGGGGAGGGAGGAAACAGCUGGAGGGGAGUUAGUGGGUUAUAGAUUGUUGUAAUGAGAAUUAAAUCCAGUGUCUCUAUUCAGCCCAUGAUUUUUAGCGUCUAGAGAGUUAUGAAUUUAAGCUCCCAAGUUCAUGACUAAUCAGUUAUCAUGUUAUUUUCUAUACAUUACUGGAUUUAUUUUUCACCACUUUUAUGUCAGACUAUGAAAAGCUAGAUGGCAAUCCAGGAUUUUGAAAAUGAAGAAAUAAUUUAAAUAAAAAGAAAAAUGAUGCAAAAAAUUAAUGACAGUAUAGAUAGAGUAAAUCUGGACAACGUGGAAAUGAUAUUCUGAAACACAUUAUGUAUGUAUGUUUGCUUCUACUUUAGAUCUUCAUUUAUCAGCAGGAGGAUAAACCCACUUCAAGAGAAAAUGGACUACAAAACGUUACCUUUGGCUGAAUGGAAUGAGUGUCACGUCAGAGACUGGCUAGUGUCCAUUGGAAUAAAAGAAGAAUAUGUGAAAAAGCUAUGGGAGGAGGAAGUAACAGGUCCAGUGCUUAGAAAAAUAGACGAAUCUUUUCUCAAAAGCAUUGGUAUGAAAAAAGGCCAAAUCCACGUACUUAUAUGUGAAAGAAAUGAACUUUUGAAAUGUUUGAACAAAAAAGCAGGUAUAGGGCAAACAGAUAAUCCCAGCUGUAAGACUCCAGAAAUCUUGAGUGACACUGGUAGAACAACUAAUGCUCAGGAAAAGAAAGUGAAAAUGAGAAAUUCUAACAUGCCUACAACAGCUAAUGUACCAGCUGAAAAGAGAGAGUGUGGCUUAAAGACCACCCAAAUCAAACAGCCUAAAAGUGUACCAAGUUCUCAAGUAACAUUUCACCAGCAUGCAGCUUCAGAAACAGACAUCUCUGAUCCACUAGAAGAGUCUAGCAGGGAAGACAUGGAAAAAUCAGUGUCUACUCUUGUCAGGACAGAAAAUGGGAAAAGUCAUUCAGUGCAUAAAAAAAGAGUUGAAGCUUUAACUCUGAGCCGAUUUCGACCAUUUGGCACUCAAGAUAUUAAUUUUAAGUAUGUGAAAAACACAGUCCUUUCUCCCGAAACAGGAGUCAUUGAUUUGAUCACCCCUUGCCAUGAAUACAAAUCUUUUGCCAUUGCUGCGGAGCUAGACAGACCACGGCUUGAAGCAAAGUUUGCCUUUGAAGUGAUUCGAUUUGGCUCAGCCUGCAUGAAUAUCCGAAGUAAUGGAACGAUACACUUUGGUGUCAUGGACAGGUUUGAAGGUGACAAGGAUUAUGAACAUGGGCAGAUAAUAGGUGUGCCAGUCAGAAACAGAGACAUCUAUGUUGAUGCAUUGGAUAAAAACAUUGCAAAAUGUUUCAAUGCAUCUGACCAAGAAGCUGCAAGAAUUUGCAUUCGCCCUCCUGUUUUUAUUGAAGUGAUUGAGAAGGACACUCAAGACCAACGCUUUGUGGUGGAGGUUGACAUUGAACCAUCAUCCAGUACAGUGAAGGGGAAGAUUUUUCAAGUACGCUUACCUAGAUUUAACGAAAACAGCAAUAAGACAAUAUAUGAAAAAAAUCCAGUUCUCUAUCAAAGACUUAAGGCCAAUUCUGAACCUGUAAAGAAUGAAGAACAAGUGGAUUUUAUUAUUCAGGGUAUAAAAGAGAGGGAUGUUAGAAGAGAAAUUGCCGAGUCCUCCAGGAAUGAAGACCAGAUAGAAACUUCCCAAGAUUUAGGGCGUAAGUUAUUAGUUCUAUUAAAUGAUGGAAAGAACUAUAUAGAUGACUAUCUGAGUUACAUCCUUGUCACAAACAGAUGUGGAACGGAAGCUCUUAAGUCUGUCAACUUUUUAAUGCGCAUGAAUAUUUUCUGUGUAUUUGAUUUUGAUGAGGAUUCCAAUGUGUCAGGUUUACAUGCCAAGUACAGAGAGCAUCAUGCAACAAAUUUGCAUUUCUUGCAAAAUUAUGCCAAUGAAAGCAAGAUGAACACCACUGAAUUUAAAAAAUAUUUGGGCUUAGAUGAUUACACCAGCUGGAUAUUUUGCAAUGGACGUAGUGACUUCCUUGGGGAUGAAAAACCUUGUGAUGAAAAUACUUGGAUUAGAACGAAAAAGAAGUAUCUUAAGAAAGCCGUUUCUUUUAUCUGUGAUGAAAUCCUUCCAAAGGGAUCUUUUGUGGUACUGUUCCUACUAUCAUCACCUGUGGAGAAGCCAAUUGUAGACACCUUCCAGGAAUUCUAUACAGAAAUGAAUGGUAUGGAUUAUAUCAUAUGCAUUGCAGAGUCCAAAGAAAAUUAUGAGAAGUGGGCUAACCUAGCUCAGGCAUCUUGUAGCAUUGAGACACUAGAACAGAGGAGCAUUGUGGGCAUGAAGCUAAGUCACGUAGAUGCCACUAUUCAAAACAUGAUGCCUUCUACAAUAUGUCCCAGACGUUUACCAGUUUCCACAAGAGGUCUGUGUGUGCUUCCAACACUGGAAGAAGAGAAAAUGUUUUCCCUUGAAAUAUUGUGUACAAAUCAAUGUGAUGAUAUCAAACUGGAUCUUCUGAGCACAAAAGAAAUACAAGAGAUAGAACGAACAUUUUACCAAGGUAGAAAAGUCAGCUGGAAAAAUUUCUGGCUUGCUGAUAAAGGGGGCUGUGGAGAAGUCAUUGAACGUGAUGCCUGCAGAGAUGUUCAUAAAAUCUUAGAUGGCAUUUUGCACGAGAACAGAAUCAGGUGGUCUGUGGCUAAACUAAAAAUAUUUCAUCAACCUGGAAGUGGAGGAAGCACCAUUGCAAGGCAAGUACUAUGGAAAAGAAGGAAGGAUUUAAGAUGUGCUGUAGUCAAUUCCUCAUAUCCAGUUGCAACUGUCUCCCAACAUGCAGUUAAUUUUAGAGAAUAUGAUGAAAAUGACACGAAGAAUUCUCUCCCAGUCCUCCUCCUUGUUGAAGACUAUGAUGAAGAUUAUCUAGAUGAAUUAAAGCAUGAUUUAAUGGAUGCAAUGACAGCUAGAAGAGGUCAUUCAUCCAAGCCUUGUUUCAUCCUUAUGUGCUGUAAACGAUCUAAUGUCCCUGAAAAGCUUUGCAAAGCUUCUCCUCUCGAUACAGUUGCUGUCACUCACAAACUGUCAGACCAAGAGAAACACCUGUUUAAAACCAAAAUUGAAAAGCUUGAAAAGCAGAAAGACUUCAAGCCUGAAUUUAUAAUUACGUUUGUCCUGAUGAGUAAGGAGUUCAAGGAAACAUAUGUCACAGAGUUUGUAGAGCACUGGAAGGAAGGCAUAGACCUUUCCUCCCCAGUUACUAGUUUGAUGAAGUAUGUUGCUUUGCUCAAUUCCUAUGUACAUGGUUCAUACAUUUCAUUAUCACACUGUGAAGCUUUCCUAGGGCUGGGGGCAUAUGCAGAAAAGAGAGAGUAUGAUUUCAAAAACAACUUAAGUGAACAGGCAAAACUUAUUUUCAUUGAAUUAAGAGCAAAUACCACCUAUAUUUCAUGUGUUCAAAUAAUACAUCAUCUGGUUGCUAAGGAAAUUCUGCACCAACUCUCAGGAAGUCAGCCUCAAAGUCAAAUUGCAAUGAAUCUUCUCCAGGAAAAAAUGCUUUUUCAGCACAGAUUUGGACGGGAAGAGUUCAUAAAAUUCAUCAGAGAUCUGUUCAUACGACGUGACAAGAAGAGCAGGGGAGACAAUACUGACAGCCUCUUCUCUCCAUUCAUUGAGCAUGUCUGUAAGGUUGAAAACUGUGAAAAAGCUAUAGAGGUUUUAAAAACUGCAUAUGAAUGCCUGGGAAAAGAUGCCUACUUUGCCCAGCAGCUUGCUCGAUUGCAUUACAAUCAUGAAAAAUUUGAGGAUGCAGAAUAUUGGGCAGGGGUAGCCAAAUCUCAUUUGCCAUAUGAUUCUUUUAUUUUGGAUACAGAAGGUCAAGUGUACAGGAAAUGGUUUAGUUUUACUGUGGACAAAGAGACAGAUGAAGCCACUCCUAGUGAAGUCAUUGAGAUGAUAGAAAUUGCCCUUAAAGCUAUGAAAUGCUUCAGGGCUGCACAACAGGCUGCAAAGUCAGAGAUCGACAGCAUGAACAAUGCUGGUUAUUUUGGAGAGGUUGAAGUGGGAUGUCGUCUACUAAAAUUUCUGUCUACACUUCAGGUAUUUCCCAGAAACACACAAGGGGAACAUCCUGAGCUUGUGCGUUAUUUGCUAACGGACUACAUUCCUGAGGAAAUUAAAAAACCCUGGGGAAAGCUUCACAGUCGUUUAAAAGGCUUACGCCAGAACAUUUAUAAUGCUCUGGAGUGGAUUUCAGAAGAUCUAAGUUACUUCCAAACAGAUAAAAACCAGAACAAAGAAAAUGAAGCAGAGGAGAAGGAAGAACAAGUUCACAAUCCCAGAAAGUGGUUGAAAAGACAGUCUGAGGUGUAUGCCAAAUUCUUUACCUCAGAUUCCCUUACUGUGGUAAUAAAAGGAGGACCUGAAACCCAGCUAGUCAAAAGCAUGAACAUUUAUAAGUAUGGUGGUGGCAGUGUCACUACCAUUCUUUCAUUGUUGUCAGAUUCGAAGGAUGAGAGGUCAGUUAAUAAACUAGAAAAAAUAAUUAGCUUAUACCCUGAAGACCCACAGAAAGGAAGCUUGGAGGACAUUGAUCUCAUCAAUUACAUUUUGUGUCACAUCGCACUAGCAUGUUUAUCUCCUGGAUCUUCCAAACUUCUUCCUUUUCAAACACUUAGAGAACUCAGCAAUAGAUUCUUCAAACAGAGAAGAACAGCAUUUCCAGCAAGUGCCCAUUUUUUGCUCACCUUACUGUACUGGCCAGAUGAUGCAUUAGACAGAGAAUCUAAUCCAGAUAAAAAUGAUAUUCUCAUAGCCGCUCUUCAGUCCAUGAAGCGCUUGUAUGACGUCAAGAUGAAAAACAUUGCUCCAAGAAAAAAGAGAAUCUACACACAUUUUUUCCUGGGAAAAGGCAACGGUCUAGGAAAGUUUGUGCACAAGACUAGGAUUGAUAAAUUAAUUGAUGGCUCCCUAAAUGAACGACGAAUGAAGUGGCUACAUGGAGAUGUAUGGAAAAUAGGCAAAGUUCAUAGUGUCUUAAAAAGAGUGAAUGGCUGGACGGAAAAGGGAAAAGUAUUUGCACGGGGUCAUGUUGGGCAGAUUCAUAUUUUGCCUUUACAUUUUGAUUCAGUGCCUCCAGGAAAUGAAAAUGUUACAUUUUAUUUAGGAUUUUCAUUUAGUGGGGUUGUUGCCUAUGACAUUCAGGUAAUAAAAUAAAUCAAUCUCCUCCAGAAACUAAGGUACUUAGUGCAUUAAGUUGAAAUUCCCACUGGACUGAAAACAUUGCAAGAUAUUAAAAAAAAUUUUCCUGUUACAUUCUGAAAAGAACAUACAGCAAAAAUAAGUCCACCUGUCCAAAAUGAGUAAUAAAUCUUUUUCUAAGAGCAAGUACAACCAAAACUCUGACAUAGUGUCAUUAGUGUCAACUGCCAUAUGCAAUUUUCAAGUCAUUGUUUUGUAUCUGAAUACUUUGUUUCAAUGUAGCUGUCAUGAUUCAAUUCCCCCUUAGGAAAUUUUUAAGUUAUUGUCUCUUGGAAAGGACGAAGAAAACUGGAUAUUCAACAUAGAGAGGCUUCAUCCUUUAUUUGUAUAAAAUUGAAAUGAUAUGUAAGUUUUCAUAUCAAUAACACAAACUUAGAAACAAAAUAUGACCCAGCACUUAUAAGAAGAAGAGUAGUGAUGGAGCUGCUCCAAGAUCUUGAAUGCUAGGAAAUCCUUUUAAAAUCUGUAAUCAUGGUGACUGAACUAUUUUUGGUCAUAGAAUCAUAGAAGAUUAGGGUUGGAAGAGAUUUCAGGAUGACAGCUAGUCCAACCCCCUGCUCAAA